Chinchilla lanigera (long-tailed chinchilla) is the source of this 4366-nucleotide messenger RNA. It is a transcript of the gene Vti1a, whose product is annotated as vesicle transport through interaction with t-SNAREs 1A. The record is from RefSeq and is a predicted model, not a curated record. Lineage: Eukaryota; Metazoa; Chordata; Mammalia; Rodentia; Chinchillidae. Gene Ontology annotation, molecular function: SNARE binding; SNAP receptor activity. The coding region runs from base 362 to 1036 and encodes 224 amino acids. The transcript is spliced from 9 exons. Gene Ontology annotation, biological process: intracellular protein transport; macroautophagy; intra-Golgi vesicle-mediated transport. Gene Ontology annotation, cellular component: ER to Golgi transport vesicle membrane; SNARE complex; Golgi apparatus.
UGAGACUGCUUGAGACUGUGUGAGUCAAGCCGUUUCCCAGAACGUAGAGGGGGAGUAUGAUUCAGUGACCUCUGAGAACACGCAUAUCUCUGUAGGCUUUUUCUUUUGCGGGGGGAGAGGGCGCUAAUUGGGAUGCUUUUCCUCAGCGAACGUCUCAACCUUGAAGCCUGAGCGGAAAAUAAAAGGUACGGGCAGCCCAGUUUCCGGAGGAUAAGAGAUUACGGAGAACAACCAGGAAGCGGCUGGGCUCGGAGCUGUCCUCGAUUUUCCCGGAUUUUAAAGGUGCCUGCCGAGGUCCCUACACCGCGGUCCCCUCCCCCGACCCAAGGCUGCAGCCGGGGCCCGUCACUCCAGAGUUGUCAUGUCGUCCGACUUCGAAGGCUAUGAGCAGGACUUCGCGGUGCUCUCUGCAGAGAUCACUAGCAAGAUUUCGAGGGUCCCUCGACUCCCGCCAGAUGAGAAGAAACAAAUGGUUGCAAAUGUGGAGAAACAGCUUGAAGAGGCACGAGAACUGCUGGAACAGAUGGAUUUGGAAGUCCGAGAGAUACCACCCCAAAGUCGAGGAAUGUACAGCAACAGAAUGAGAAGCUACAAGCAAGAAAUGGGAAAACUAGAAACAGAUUUUAAAAGGUCACGGAUCGCCUACAGUGACGAAGUACGGAAUGAGCUCCUAGGGGAUGAUGGGAAUUCCUCAGAGAACCAGUUGAUAAAAUUACGUGAAGAGAGGGCACAUCUGCUCGAUAACACAGAGAGGCUGGAAAGGUCAUCUCGGAGACUAGAGGCUGGAUACCAAAUAGCAGUGGAAACUGAACAAAUUGGCCAAGAAAUGUUGGAAAACCUCAGUCAUGACAGAGAAAAGAUACAGCGAGCACGUGAAAGACUUCGGGAAACAGAUGCAAACUUGGGGAAAAGCUCCAGAGUUCUGACAGGGAUGUUGCGAAGAAUCAUCCAGAACCGCAUCCUGCUCGUCAUCCUGGGGAUCAUCGUGGUCAUCACCAUCCUGACGGCGAUCACUCUUUUCAUCAGGAGACACUGAUGUAUCUGCUCUCCCCUGAUAAACAUCAACCUCAGCGUGUUCUGAGUAAUUAAGACAAAAUGGUCACAUGAAUCAUUCUGUUUCGCUGACAGGCCCUGGGUGACCUUUUCUCCCCCUCACCACCAUUCAAGUGCUCAAGUGCAAAGAGUGUAAAAAUUUUUCUAUUCCUGUGUGCAUGGUUUUCUUUUCUAGGUUUGUCUUCAGCCAGAUUUGUUUUUUAUAGGCAAACAUGAAUGUUUAUUUGUCUUUUGGUAAUUUCAUCUAUUGUCCAAAAUAGCCGCAGUGAGAUCUUUCUUGCCCUGUGGACAUGUCAAGGGGUCAUGGUUUCAGAGAGGACAUGAUGAGUCAGUCACGGGAGUUUCUCUUUGUCAUGAACUUCUUGUCACUAAAGUCUUUCUGUGGUGCCCAAGGAUAAAAAAAUGCAAGGAAAAUCAGGGGGCAGAGCCAGUGACCAGCUCCAGCAAGCCAGCCCAGUCCGUUCCCAGGCAUAAGGCACAUAGUCAACCUGGCCAAAUGCUUUUAUUGCAAAGAAGGGUAUUUAAUGUCAUUUGUACAGGAAGUUGACUUAGCACUUUCCCUGUUUUUCUAUUGCAUAAUUUUUUAAACUGGAGAAUAUUUUUGCUGAAUCUGCCCAGCAUCCACUUUUCACAACUUUGGUUCCUGGCUACAAGAAAUAUUUCCUUGCCUUCCCCAAAUCCCAUACUCCCCUGCACUUGUUGGCAAAACGAGCCCUGGCACAGUAUUUAAUUUUGACCUCAUCUUUCCUGACCUGUGUAAGCGUCUCUGUAUCCUUUCGGUUUUAAUAUUUGCACCGCCAAAAGCAGCCCUCAUACAUGCAAAAGGUCUGACAAGGUUCGCUCCACGUCCAUUCCAGUAUGUAAAGAGAACAUGAAUAUUUCAGUAAGAGCAAGAACAUGACUCCAUCUGUUCAAAAUUUCCAAGGUGAUUAUAAAUAUGGGAGAGUCCUAUAGGAUGAUCUACUGGAAAUAAACUUCAUGGAAAAUGUUCGCUAACCUCCUUUCAAAGGAGAAGGUUUGAAGGGUGUUUUAAAAGGGCGACUUGGGUUUUUUACUAACAAAUGUUAGCAAAGCCUUCCUGAAUUCACUAUGUAUUCAAACCUCUAAUGUGCUUUAUGAAUUUUCUUUCUUUCUGUCUGAGGUAACCAAGAGUUGCGUUCAAAAUGAAUUCAUUCGUGAUUGGGCUUAAAAGUUGCCCAAGCUGAGGUCAUUUUCCCCCUAGUUAUAAAGCUAAAUGUGCUUUUCUUCAGACAUCAUAGCCACUUACAGGGUCUGUACUGUCUCUUGAAUAUAAUUGGAAGCUCUGAAUUCUUGAAAAGCAAACCUGUUCUCUUCAUAAAAAAUGCUAAGCACCUGUGCUCAUGGAGCAAGAUCGCCUGAAUGCAACACUUGUUUUGUUUUUUUUUUUCCAACUCAGAGAAGAACCGUUAUGGCGUAGAGAGGAAAUAUAGAAUGCAAAAUCCACCAGAGAAAUCAUACUUAUCGGAACAGGCCAGGGCCUGCAUGUAUUCAGAUAAAUCAUUUAGUAUUGUGUAAAUAAAGCUACAGCCUUUAUGUCAGAGGGAUGGUGCGGGAUUUUGGUCGAGGGAAGUGGGACAGCAAAGAAGCAGAAAGCUGUGUUAAUUUUCCUGUCAGCUCAAAGGACCCAUCUCAGCAAAAACCUUAUUCUGAUGACAGAAUUAUAGAUGUGCUGAAUGGAAGAAAUCAUGUAAAAGCAAAGAAACAAACAAUCCCCUUCUCUGGAACACUGACAGUCAUGAGGUACACCAGCCCCUCCGGCAGCUUCUUGGAAACUUGGUCUUAGUUAAGUGCAUAAGUGGACGCCGAGCUGCGCCUCCCGUCUCCUUCCCAUCUCCUGCUCAGCUCACCCUUCGCAAGGCCACCUCACCCACAGAGUUGGUCUCACCAUCUGUCCUGUACUUGAUGGCUCCUAGGGACUUCAGUCAAACCCUGUGUUCACGCAGAAACAGGUGGACCGAGAAGGGAGGAGGCCUUCACCACCUCCCUCACUGUGCCUUCUGGCCAGUUCCAUGACUGGAUCAGCCCUUGCCCGGGGCCUCCCCAUUCCGCCUUGGGAGUGGGAAGAAAACCCUUAGCUUAAGGCUCCAUCAGACCCCCUUGAUGGUGACCCCCUAGACCACCGUGGCACACUUGGUGAGGAGGCUGGUUGGGACGUCCCUUGAGCACCCCUGUCCCUGCUGCACACUGCAGGUGGGACUCCCAGGAGCGAUGAGGCCACGACUCUCCCUCCUUCCCUGCUGCAGUGGGGAAGGAAGAAAACCCAGAAGAUUGAAGCUGGUUCGAUAUCUGGGGAAGGUUCUAGGUGCUUCGUAUGUAUACCUGGAUGGGCGAAUGUUCCCGAAGUUGGCAGCCUUUGUUACAAACAGUGUUGGACGCGGAGGGUGGGGAAAGAUGAAGAUGAAGACGUAGCGGAGGAAGAAGAGAAGGGAGCCCUCGCCAUAUAAAAUUCAUGCAGACUAAACAGUUUCCCUGGCAGAAUAAAUAAAGCGGAUGCUACCCUGCUCCAGAAUCAAAAGCAAUUUAAUUAAAGUCUCUUAAGUUGUAAAGAGUUUUAAAUGUUCCAUGUUGAAGACGAAUGCCUACAAAUGCAGUGGGCUUGACGUCAGCCGCCAGGCCUGGGCUGGGAGGCCAUUUGCUAUUCUGUUUCAGGCAGGCUGGAUUGUCUUAUUUUGGAACCAGCUUGGUGGGGGGUUUGCUUUGCUACUGCUUCUGAGCCCUGAGCUUCAAAGGCUGAAAUUAAUGGUGAACAAAAUUGUGCGGCUCUGGCCGUCCCAUGCGGGGCAAGCCCAUUGAGGGUUAUCAUUAAGUAAAGAAAUAAAGAGGGGAAAAAAGCCUGCCUGCUCCAAAAACCUCAUCAGAUAAUGACCUCAGUGAUUGGGUUUUCAUUACCAAAUACCAUCCAGAGAUUAUCAACCCAUGGAAGAAGGGAGGGGGGAAGAAAGAAAGAAAGGAAAAGCCACUGUCUUUCUCUCCCUCUCUUUCUCUCUCUCUCUUUUUUUUUUUUUUUUUUGCACAUCUUUUCUUUAAAACUGUCAGAUCAUUUCAGUAUUUCAAAUCCGAGGAAAACAGCCUGCCUGCUGCUGUAUUUGAAGUUGUAAUGGUGUCAAAAAGUCACGACUGACUGACAGCCGUCAGUCCCAGAGGGGCUCAUUAAAUCAUAAAAACUUGACAAGGAAAUAAUUGCGCAUCGCCAGCAACUUGGCGCCUGUUUAGACGUUUUUAUUUUCUUUCAUUAUUAGUCCCCACCAUUACGUUCAUUAACAAAUUGCAUUAAACAACUGUUAAGGGCUAA